AUUUUAACUCGGUGUAGAGCUCAAAUAAAAUAGGGAAAAUCCCUAUGUUUGAUAUAAUAACUUAAAAUAAAAUAUGUACUACAUAUUUAUAUACAAAAUAUAUUAAUCAUUAUUUGUACUACACAAGUAUAUAUACAGCGAACAUUUUAGAAUUGUAGCCAUUCAAUAAUAACAAAUUGCAGUACAAUUGUUUAUUAUAAAUAAUAAAAAUAACAAUACGGAAAAUGAGUAUUAAUCUAAUUGCAGAGACGAAAGGCAUUGAAGCCUUAAAUAUCAAGCCAAAUGAAAUCGAAGAAACUGCAACGGGUGUUGAGGUUACGGUUAACGAUGAACAACAUGAUGUUGUCGAUCCAUGGAAUGUGGCGAGUAACAGCGCGACUGGAAUCGAUUAUGACAAAUUAAUAAAACGUUUCGGGUCGUCCAGAAUAGAUGAUGAGCUAAUUAAACGUAUAGAAAAGAUAAGUGGUAAACCAGUACAUCAUUUAAUACGUCGAGGUAUUUUCUUUUCACAUCGUGAACUAAACACUAUUUUAACUUGUCAGAAUUUGCAAAUAAAAUUAAAAAUAUUAUAG
Lucilia cuprina (Australian sheep blowfly) is the source of this 572-nucleotide messenger RNA. RefSeq names its product tryptophan--tRNA ligase, cytoplasmic-like. Bases 225 to 572 code for a protein of 115 amino acids. The record is from RefSeq and is a predicted model, not a curated record. The transcript is spliced from 2 exons. Gene Ontology annotation, molecular function: tryptophan-tRNA ligase activity. Gene Ontology annotation, cellular component: cytoplasm. Gene Ontology annotation, biological process: tryptophanyl-tRNA aminoacylation. Lineage: Eukaryota; Metazoa; Arthropoda; Insecta; Diptera; Calliphoridae.